Messenger RNA from Sitodiplosis mosellana (orange wheat blossom midge), 1701 nucleotides. RefSeq lists its product as uncharacterized. The record is from RefSeq and is a predicted model, not a curated record. NCBI's taxonomy places the organism in Eukaryota, Metazoa, Arthropoda, Insecta, Diptera, Cecidomyiidae. Gene Ontology annotation, molecular function: protein binding. Gene Ontology annotation, cellular component: nucleus. The transcript is spliced from 6 exons. Bases 295 to 1542 code for a protein of 415 amino acids.
GAGAACUGUCAAAACAACCGUUCUGCCGUACAAGCGGCCGACAUUAGCGUUUUUGACAAUUGAACUUUUUUUAACAUCAACUUAUUAUUAGAUUCGUAGGCUGCAAAGUAGGAAGAGAAACUUCAUUUAGAAAUAAUCACUAAAAAAAUACCAAAUUGAUUGAUACAUUAUUUUUUAAGAAAAGUUCAUGCUCUAAAAUUCAUUGAAAGCAAUUCGUGUUCUGUGUUCAGCGUUAUCUGUAUUGCGAAAUAUUUGUUUGGUGUGGGCAAAUUGCCACGGAAAAAACACAUAAAAAUGGUUGCUAGCGCGAAUUUAUGGGUGAAAUUUUUUCAAGCAGCUGGCGUUCCCAGCCAGGCCGCCGCCACAUAUGCUCACAUCUUUUACGAGAAUCGAAUGGAUUUGGAUAUGUUAACGGAUUUGAACAAAGAAUAUUUACGAGAAAUGGGAAUCACACCGAUGGGCGACAUCAUAUCAAUUUUGAGACACGCAAAGAAAGUAAAUGAGCAAAAUACACGCGACAAAAUACUCUCAGCAGAGAAAGCAUCAGUAACAACAGCUUCAGUCAGUCCGUUGUUGGCUACAACAUCCAAAAAGAUUAUUAAAAAGGACGAAAUCGUGAAGUCGGUGGAGGAACCAGCGAGAAAACCAGCAAGACGUGUUCUACCUGAACAUGAAGGACGUUACAAAAUUACGUUACCCUCUGGCUCAACAGAACGUAGUAAACAGAUUUUGGAGAAACAAGCACUAUUGUAUUCUGACAAAGAGGAAAAGAAAUUGGGAAUCUUCGAUCGAUUGGAACAAACAAAGAAAAAAUCAGCUCAACCACAGGUCAAAGUGACAGGACUGAAUAGUGUGCCGUCAACAUCUGCCUCUUCAAUCUUCUCACGGCUUGGCGGAAAAAGUGACGAUUUGGAUCUUGACGAUGAAAAGGCUGUUGCAUUUGCUGGAAUUCUAAAGAGCGCUCCAAAAAAAAUUGUGAGCAUUAAAAAGGCAUCAAAACCACAACAAAAGGCGAUUUUAGUGAAACGCAUCCCAGCCAAAGCGGCCACCAUGGUUGCCGAUGAAUAUGAGCGCAUGGAAACAGGGGAAAAAUCCGUAAAAUUCUCAAACACCGAUGAAAUUCUUGAAAUUGAAUCACGAAAAAAAGUCGCAGCUCACUCGAAUAAAAUCCGUCUCGUGAAAGCUGACAAUAUUCGAGCGCGUCUUGGCCUAACUGUAAAGAAUGAUAAAUUAUUACAAAGCGCUCUCUUGCAUCGUACAAAGAAAAUCGUUAAGCUGAAACAACCAGUUAAGCGCGCAAACGGGCAACCGUUAAAUGUAUCAACCAUGAAAUCAGACGAGGAUAAGAAAUCUGUCAAGAGCCGAAUUGGUUUGUCAAUGUCGCUGAAAAAAGGACCCGACGUCAGUAAAUUGGCUAAUCGGGUUGGUCGUGUAUCGCUCGGUUCACGUUUGGGAACAAAAAUGAAAAAUGGAAAUCAAAACAAAAUCAAAUCACAGUCCGCAUCUAGUGUCUUCGAUAGACUCGGAUUCAAUAAAAAGUAAAGAUUGAAAUUGCUUUUUGAAUUUGUAUACUAUUAGGGAUUCGAAUGUUUCAUUUCAUUUUCAGUUUUCGUUGAAUUAGUCCAAAGUUGGAAUCAAACGUACAAUUGUUCACCACACUAACAUCAAAUUGAUCAAAUAAAUUUGACAAACAAAAUAAAA